Messenger RNA from Protomyces lactucae-debilis, 2605 nucleotides. RefSeq names its product OPT oligopeptide transporter protein-domain-containing protein. The transcript is spliced from 6 exons. Bases 145 to 2493 code for a protein of 782 amino acids. Lineage: Eukaryota; Fungi; Ascomycota; Taphrinomycetes; Taphrinales; Protomycetaceae. Gene Ontology annotation, biological process: transmembrane transport. The record is from RefSeq and is a predicted model, not a curated record. Gene Ontology annotation, molecular function: oligopeptide transmembrane transporter activity.
CCACGCGCGGUUAUCCGUGACAAACAUCGCAGAAGAUCAUAUCGCGCCUGCUAGCUCAUGGUCCGGGCCGCAAAGGGGCGCAGAGAUGUAUUUAAAGGACGGCUGGCACGACACCGCUAGAGCAACUCCUUUACAUUCGUUGUCAUGUCGUCUAGUAGCGCAGACGUGGAGAAGGUCCAGCAGUACAAAGUGACAGAAGAGGCAGUGUCACUGAAGCGGCUGAAGAGAUUCGAAGACUUUGAACCACCCUCCAACGAACCAGCUCGAGCGACCGACGACCUUCCGUGGCCUAUUGGAGGGCCAGAUAACCAGACCGAAGUCGACAAUGAGGCGGAGAAUAGUCCGUACUUGAUGGUCAGAGCAGCUGUGCCAGCCAAGGACGACCCUGAUAUGCCCGCCAAUACAGUACGCAUGUGGGUCAUUGGUCUGCUGUUCACCUGCAUUGGUUCAAGUUUCAAUACAGUACUGAGCCUGCGCACACCAACAGUGGCCCUCACGCCGACUGUCGUUCAGUUUUUUGCCUUUUAUGUAGGCAAUUUUUGGCACAAGGUCAUGCCAAGCCGCGUUUUUACUACCUUUGGCAGGAAGUGGUCGUUGAAUCCCGGGCCCUUCAACUACAAGGAACACACCUGCAUCUCGAUCAUGGCGACAGUAGGGUUCGGAAAUGACUACGUGGGCAGCUUCCUUGUCUCGCAGCAAGUAUUUUACAAGCAGACCUUCGGUUUGUUGUUCCAACUUUUGCUUUCUUGGACUGUUCAAAUGCUUGGGCUUUCGCUAGCUGGUAUCGCUCGCCGCUUCCUGGUGUAUCCGGCCUCUGCCUUGUGGCCCAGUGUCCUUGCACAGAGCACGCUGAUUCACACCCUUCACAAAGGGGUUGAGCCGCCGAGUUACGGACGAUGGAAGGGCAUCACACGAUACAAAUUUUUCAUUGUUGUCAUGGUCGCUUGUUUGUUUUGGCACUUCUUCCCGCUCUUCAUCUUCCCGGCGUUGUCAGCACCAGUCUUCCUCACAUGGAUCUGGCCCAAUAAUGUUCUGGUCAAUCAGCUCUUUGGCGCCUCACAAGGACUUGGCAUAUUACCCCUGACCUUUGAUUGGAGCACAGUCAGCGGAUAUCAAGGAAGUCCUUUGGUCGUUCCAUGGUACGCAGCGGCUAAUAUUUUGGUCGGCGUCUUCGUUAUUUUUGUUCUUGGUUCGCUUGGCUUGAACUUCGGCAAUGUCUGGUAUGGAGACUAUCUUCCGAUAUCGGAAAGCUCGACCUACGACAAUACACAAAUGCCUUUCAAUGCGACCUCACUCUUGACACCUGACUUUCAGCUAGACCCGGUGAAGUAUCAGAACUACUCGCCUUUGUUCUUGCCCACUACAUUUGCUCUCGCCUAUGGAGUGAGCUUUGCUGCUAUUGCUGCCACGCUACCGUAUAUUUACCUGCAUCACGGCGCCAAUAUUCGACGACAAUUAUUUCGCAAAGAAGGGGAGGACAUUCACAUGAAGCUGAUGCGAAAGUAUCCCGAAACGCCAGAUUGGUGGUACGCAGUGCUAUAUGUCGUUAUGUUUUCCAUGACACUUGCUGUCGCCCUGGCUUGGCCUACACACCUGGCUUGGUGGGCCGUGAUGCUCACGAUAGUCAUUGCAAUCUUUUAUGUCAUUCCUAUCGGCAUUAUCGCUUCCAUGACCAACGUUUACAUCGGCCUUAACGUGAUCACAGAAUUCAUCAUCGGUUACUUACAGCCCGGAAAGCCCGUUGCUAUGAUGUUGUUCAAGACAUAUGGCUAUAUCACGAUGAGUCAAGCAUUGACAUUCACGGGUGACAUGAAACUGGCGCAUUACAUGAAGGUACCACAACGCCAAGUUUUCUGGGUUCAAUUGGUUGCGACUUUCGUUGGCUCGACGGUCGACGUUUUUGUAUUGCGGAUGGCCUUGCAAAAGAUUCCCAAUAUUUGCACGAAACUGGCGCCAAUGCAUUUCUCUUGCUCCCAAUCGAAAGUCUUUUACAACGCAUCCAUCAUCUGGGGACUACUAGGACCCGCAAGAAUCUUCAGCAUUGGAAAGCUGUACAGCGGAUUGCUCUUGUUUUUCCCAAUCGGAUUUAUUUGUCCCAUCUUGGUCUGGCUAUACCUCAGGAAAUAUCCUGAUUCUUGGGUUCGUUUCGUCAAUGUGCCCGUCAUCUUCACUGGCUCUGGUUCGAUACCCCCUGCGACAGUGCUCAAUUACGCAACGUGGGGUAUCGUUGGCUGGGUUUUCAAUUACCUCAUCAAAAAGAAUCAUUCAAGGUGGUGGACCAAGUACAACUAUAUCUUAUCUGUAGGUAUGGACCUUGGCCUGGCUAUUGUCACCAUCUUCCUUGGACUCGUCUUCAGCAUCGGCAAUAUCAAGAUGCCUGAAUGGUGGGGCGUUACCGUAGGAACCGAUACUCUUGAUUACACGGGUGGAGCAAUUCGCAAGAUUGUCGCAGAUGGCGAACAUUUCGGCCCUCCUCUCGGAAGCUGGUCCUGAAAGGCGCAACUUUGUGUUGAUCGAGGCUUGUCAUGCAACUAUUCUAAUUCUGCUGGGCAGCUAAUUCAUAGACUUUUUGCCCUUAUUUACCCUUCAUAUUUGCUAAAUCUUC